This is a messenger RNA of Marchantia polymorpha subsp. ruderalis, 2602 nucleotides long. The record is from the annotation of a GenBank genome assembly. NCBI's taxonomy places the organism in Eukaryota, Viridiplantae, Streptophyta, Marchantiopsida, Marchantiales, Marchantiaceae.
GUGCGUCGAUGCGAUCGAUGCGAGAGCGUCGGUGAAGCGGGCUGAGAGUUCUGGUAUAAUUGCGCGUCCGCAGAAGACGUUGCGCAGACGUUCAGCCGAGGCUGAGCAACGGAUCCACGAAGAACAGGACUCAUUGAGAAGAAUCUCCUCUUGAGCAGCAGCAGCAGCCGCCGGAGAGAGGACAGCAGAAGCGCAGAGGAGUGGAAGGAAGGAAGGGAGGAAGGAAGAAAACAAUAUGGCGGCCACUUUGAAUCACAUCUGUCAAAGCUCGUCGUCCGUGCGGGUAUUGGCUUUGAAUGGAGAGGUUCUUGAUGCUCACAAAAGCAGAUCUACCUCCGUCGCGGGCAAUGUGCACUACUCUCUGUCUGUUGGCUGGGGAGCCCGUCGACUACAUGUAAACAGGAAAGCUUUGAGUGGGAAGAAGUUUGGUCCAGCACCUGCAGCUGACAUCAGAGCUACGAGUGGAGCGGAAGUAAUCCAGCAGAAUGUGCCCGCAACGUGCGAUUUGAAAAGCUUUCAAGAAGCUGUGGAGAAGUUGGAAGUUGAUUUGGUGACGGAGGCGGACUUGAAAGAAAAUGGUUUCCGAAGCUCUCGACGAACCAAAAUUUGCUGUACUAUUGGUCCAGCUUGUUGCAGUUUUGAGCAACUUGAAGCUCUGGCCAAUGGAGGGAUGAAUAUUGCGCGCCUCAACAUGUGUCAUGGCACGAAGGAAUGGCACAAGAAUGUGAUUAAAAAUAUUCGCCACCUGAAUGCUACCAAGGGAUACUGUGUGGCUCUUAUGAUGGACACAGAAGGAAGUGAAAUCCACAUGGGAGACCUGGGCGGCACAGCGUCUGCUAAGGCUGAGGAUGGUGAGGAGUGGACUUUCACAGUGCGCCAAUUUGACGGACCUCUUCCUCCUUGCACUAUUCAAGUUAACUACGAGGGAUUUGCUGAAGAUGUGAAAGCAGGAGAUGAGUUGGUGGUAGAUGGUGGACUGGUGAGAUUCGAUGUUUUAGAAACGAUAGGGCCGGAUGUAAGGUGCAAAUGCAGUGAUCCAGGCCUGUUGCUCCCCCGUGCAAAUCUCACUUUCUGGCGAGACGGUGAGCUCGUUCAGGAGCGUUCUGCUGUGCUUCCUACCCUCUCGUCCAAGGAUUGGCUUGACAUCGAUUUUGGCAUCUCAGAGGGCGUCGACUUCAUCGCUGUGUCUUACGUGAAGUCGCCUGAAGUAGUAAAACAUCUCAAAAGCUAUAUUUCAUCCCGUUGUCCAGAGGGGUCAAUCGGUGUGUUUGCGAAGAUCGAAGCGAUCGAUUCCUUGAACUGUUUGGAAAGCAUUAUACGCGUUUCGGAUGGAGCUAUGGUGGCCAGAGGUGAUUUGGGAGCUCAGAUUCCACUGGAACUGGUGCCUUCUGUGCAGCAAAAGAUAAUUGAUCUUUGUCGAUUUUUGAACAAGCCGGUCAUGGUUGCCUCUCAAUUAUUGGAAUCCAUGAUCGAAUACCCAAUUCCAACUCGGGCUGAGGUAGCAGACGUCGCAGAGGCAGUACGACAACGCGCAGAUGUUUUAAUGUUGUCGGGGGAAUCAGCGAUGGGUUUGUUCCCAGAAAAAAGUAUUGAAGUGCUGCGAAAUGUGAGUCUCCGCAUAGAGCACAGCUGCCGCGAAGAUAAAUCAAGAAAGUAUAAACCUCUGCCAGAAUUGUAUACAGCUCUUUCCGAACGCAUAUCAGAGCAAAUCUGUAACGCAGCAGCGGAGAUGGCAAACAAUCUGCGUGCGGACGCCAUCUUCGUCUACACAAGACAAGGCUACAUGGCAUCCCUUCUAUCUCGAAACCGUCCUGAUUGUCCGAUCUUUGCGUUCACUGAGACAAGGGAUGUUAGACAUCGCUUGAAUAUGCAAUGGGGUCUUCUACCAUUCCGAUUGGACUUUUCUGAGGACAUAGAAAGUAAUCUGCGCAGAACCUUUGCUCUUUUGAAGGCAAGGGGAAUGAUGAAAGCUGGGGACCUUGUGAUUGCGGUAUCUGAUAACCUCUUACCCACCCAACAAGCAAACAUGCUGCAAUCGAUCCAAGUGCGGAGGAUACCCUGAGAAGGGCAACCAAAACGCCUAGAUUUCUCAAUGAUCUACACAUUGCGAAAACGGAGUCAGUUGUUUGCCAACUAGAGUUCGGUCUGAAGGGUUUGGAGAAAUGUUGUGUUCAAUAAAUCUACUUAUUUGUCCUCUGUUUUAAGCAAUUUUUUGUUUCCUUUGCUGCCUCAAAGUGGUGGCUAGUAUCAAAUGCACAAAAAAUUGCCGGGCUCGAUGAUAGAUGCAGCCAAAAACAUUCACUUGUUGAAUACUAGACAUGGAAACUGUACAACGAGGUACCGACUUGAGAGACAAGUAACACAUUUUGCUGUGAGAAAACUAGAGACUGAUACCGACUUGACAGACAAUUAACACAUCUUGCUGUGAGAAAACUAGAGAUUGAUAGUAUAGUUCAUAACCAUAUUCAGCGGAGCGUUGAGCCAUGGGUCUCUUCGUUGAGUCCUCUGAAGGACGCCAAUCAGAGUGGAUGCAGAGAGAACAUGCAAAUCAUUAAUGUAUGCUUGUAUUUUCAUUAUUAUGGUAUUUUUGACCUCAAUCAAG